AUGGGAACCAAUAUCUUACUUUUAUUCAGCGAUUGGUCUCUAACCAAUUCUGCUAUCACCAUUACAGAAACAGUGGCAGCUUCUUCCAUCAUCUUCACGCACUUCAUUGCAGCUGGGGCAGCUUUUUUCAUGCUGGGAUUUCUUUAUCUUGCCUUCAGAAGCAACAACACCUCUGUCUACCUCAUAGACUACACAUGCUACCGCCCACCUGAUUACUUGCGGGCCUCUGUCCCUCACUUCACUGAGCAUAUAGAGAGAACAGAAGGUUUCAGUAGAGAGAACAGAGAUCUCCAGCAAAAGGUUCUUCAAAGGUCAGGGAUUGGGGAUGAAGCAUGCAUGCCAAUCGCGGUGCACGAGCUCCCUCCCAACACUUCUUUCAACCCAUCUCAACAAGAAGUGGAGCAAGUCGCCUUCCAAGUGGUGAAAGAUCUUCUCUCAAAGCACAGGAUAAACCCUAAAGGAAUCGAUAUCCUGAUAUCAAACUGCAGCAUCUUCUGUCCCACUCCAUCCAUCACAUCAAUGAUCAUCAACAGGUUUGGACUCAGAAGCAAUGUAAAAAGCAUCAGCCUGAGCGGAAUGGGCUGCAGUGCUGGGCUUAUAUCGAUAAGCAUGAUUAAAGAACUGUUCCAAGUUCAUAAAAAUUCACUGGCUCUAGUUCUCACCAUGGAAGCUGUAACCCCAAACGGGUACGUAGGCAGAGCAAAGUCCAUGCUGGUAGCCAAUACGAUAUUCCGAAUGGGUGGAGCUGCUAUUCUGCUGUCGAACAAGAAACAGGACAAGUGGAGAGCCAAUUAUGAGCUUCAGCAUCUCGUACGAACUCACAUGGGAGCAGAUGAACAGUCCUACUGCUCCGUCGUUCAGAAACCAGAUGAGGACGAUGUUGUUGGGGUUUCACUAUCCAAGUCACUGUUACAUGUGGCAGCUCGUGCUCUGAAGAUUAAUGUAUCAGAGUUGGGACCCCUUGUGCUGCCGUACUCUGAACAGCUCAAAUACAUUUGGUUAGUGACUUGUCAGAAACUCUGUGAAAAAGGAAGAGCAAAGGGGGAAGCAACUGUGGUGGUGCCAAGAUUCAAAAGUGCUUUCGAACAUUUCUGUAUCCAUGCUGGAGGAAGGGCCAUAAUCGAUGGGGUGGAAAAGAAUCUGAAGCUGGAGAAGGAAGAUGGAGAAGCUUCAAGGAUGACACUUCAUAGAUUUGGGAAUACUUCAUCUUCUUCGGUCUGGUAUGAGCUUUCUUAUCUGGAAGCAAAGGGCAGGGUGAAGAAGGGAGACAGGAUUUGGCAGAUUUCUUUCGGGAGUGGAUUCAAGUGUAACAGUGCAGUUUGGAAAUCCCUCGCAAAAGUUGAUCCUGAAAGGAAAAAUGCAUGGUCAGACAGAAUUCAUAUGUAUCCUGUCCAGAUGCCAGAUUUUUCAUAG
Messenger RNA from Linum tenue, 1413 nucleotides. NCBI's taxonomy places the organism in Eukaryota, Viridiplantae, Streptophyta, Magnoliopsida, Malpighiales, Linaceae. The record is from the annotation of a GenBank genome assembly.